AUGGAGAGGACACCUGAGGGACGCCGAUACCACGAAGAACGCUCUCUUUCAGUGACGGAUGGAAGUCGAAAGAAGCGCCGUGGACACGACGGAUCUCCUAUCCCAUCUACCAACGAGUACUGUGCGAAUCAAUGGACCUACAAUGAUUACACCGUCGCUGUGGUGUGCGCCAUGGGUUUUGAGAUGAGCGCAGUCCGCUACAUGCUAGACGACGAACAUCCCCGCUUGCCCACCAAGCAAGGCGAUUCAAACCUAUAUGUCCUCGGCGCACUCAGCGGUCACAAUGUCGUGAUUGCCUGUCUUCCAGGUACGCAAGGGAAAGGAGCCGCGGCAAUCGUCGCUAACAAUAUGCAACGUACGUUCCCAUCAAUCAAAUUGCGGCUUCUGGUGGGCAUCGGAGGUGGUGUGCCGAGCCUAACACACGACAUCCGCCUCGGUGAUAUUGUUGUGAGUAUGCCCGACGGUCUAUUCGGUGGAGUAGUUCAGUAUGACCUAGGGAAGGAUGUAGAGGAUGGCUUCACCCUUAAAGGAUUCCUCUGGCCACCACCUCCCAUCUUGAGGAGUGCAGUGGAGAUGAUGCGAUCCGAUCACUUGACUAAAUCGAACAAAGUCAACACCUUCUUGUCAGAAAUGCUGCAAAAGUGGCCUGGCCUCACAGACUACCAACGGCCACCAGCAGAUUUCGAUGUUCUUUUCCAAACGAGUUAUCCACAUGUACCUGAUCAGACCACAUGCAGGAGAUGCGAAAGGACUCAAAUUGUUGAUCGGCCUGCACGUGUAUCUGAUAAUCCUAAGAUUCAUUAUGGGUUGAUUGCGUCCGGGGACCGAGUAAUGAGGAGCGCUAUGAAGCGAAACAAGACGGGCAGAGACAUUGGCGAUAUACUCUGCUUCGAAAUGGAAGCAGCUGGCAUCAUGACGGAGUUUCCAUGCAUUGUCAUUCGCGGCAUCUCCGACUAUGCAGACUCUCACAAGAGUGAUAAAUGGCAGCACUAUGCGGCAGCGGCAGCAGCAGGGUGCGCGAAGGAGCUUCUUUCAUAUCUGGACCCAGAGGAUCGCCAAGUCCCGCCAAUAUUGACCCUUCGGCAGCCGUUGGACGGCGGAUUCAACGUUAGUCGUGGACUGCCUAGAAAUACCAAUAUACCUACACCUCGCGAGGGUUCCCCAGCCCAACGAAGCACGGUCUCAGGUCAGCAACCGAGGGGUGGAAUCCCGCCCCUCAGUGAAGAGCAUAAACGGAUGCUUCUAGACUCGUUGAAAUUUGACCAGAUCGAUGCUCGCCAGAUGACCAUCAAGAAAGCACACGCAAGGACGUGCAGAUGGCUCCUCAGUAAACCGGAGUACCUUGACUGGCUUGAUAACACCAAGCUAGGCGCACAUCACGGCUUCUUGUGGAUGAAGGGGAAGCCUGGGACUGGCAAGUCAACAAUAAUGAAAUUUGCCCUUGCGAAUGCCCGGAAAACGAUGAAGGACAGGAUAAUCAUGUCUUUCUUCUUCAACGCACGAGGAGAGGACUUGGAAAAGUCAACGGUUGGAUUGUAUCGAGCCUUGUUGUCGGAGAUUCUUGAACGAGUCCCAGAACUUCAGAGUGUCUUCGACACCCUUGAGUUAAGGGUGUGGAACAGCGCUGGACAUCACCAGUGGGGUGUUGAGUUGCUCAAAGAUUUAUUCGAGCAAGCAAUACUACGCCUUGAACAGUCUUCCCUGAUGUGUUUCAUUGACGCCUUGGAUGAAUGUGCGGAACAUCAAGUGCGUGACAUGAUAUCAUUUUUCGAACACGUCGGCGAACUCGCUGUUGAUGCUGGAAUUCACUUUCGAGUCUUAUUUUCAAGCAGACACUACCCGUAUAUCACUAUGAAGAGAGGACUGGAGUUGAUUCUAGAGGGCCAAGAAGGCCACAUCCAAGACAUCACCAAUUACGUGAAUACUGAGCUGAAAAUUGGGCACAGCAACCUUGCCAUGCAGAUCAGGGGGGAACUUCAAGAGAAAGCCUCCGGAGUUUUCAUGUGGGUUAUUCUUGUGGUGGAGAUCCUCAAUAAAGAGUAUGAUCGAGGCCGUGUCCAUGCUUUGCAACAAAUACUUCGCAGGAUCCCUGGGGACCUGCAUGAGCUAUUCCGCGAUAUUUUAACACGGGACAGCCAUAAUCGAAAUGAGUUAGUGUUAUGCAUGCAAUGGGUGCUCUUUGCAAGCCGGCCAUUGAAACCAGAGGAAUUGUACUUUGCCAUUCUUUCUGGCAUUGAGCCAGGAGCUUUAACAGAGUGGAAUACCGAUGUGAUCACAAUUGAUGUCAUCAGGAGAUUCAUCCUCAAUUCAUCCAAAGGACUUGCUGAAACUACACGCUCGAAGGCGGCUCCGACGGUCCAGUUCAUUCACGAGUCAGUUAGAGACUUUCUCCUCAAAGAAAACGGGCUUUGCAAGAUUUGGCCUGACUUUGGAAGCAACUUGCAAGGACAAAGCCAUGACCAACUUAAGCAGUGCUGCCUUACAUAUAUCACCGUCGAUGUCUCUAGACAUGUUGAUCUCAGUAACCCACUAGCGAAAGCAUUCUCCGAGGAAGCUGCAAACCUCCGCGAGUCCGUUGCUAAAGCGUUUCCAUUCCUGGAGUAUGCCGUACGCAACGUGCUGUACCAUGCUGAUGCUGCUGAAGGUAGUGGUAUUGCUCAAGGACAUUUUAUCCAGGGCUUCCAGCUUCCGUAUUGGGUUCAACUCGACAAUCUAUUCGAAAAACACGAAGUACGCCGGCAUACGCAGAAUGUGAGUCUACUGUAUAUCUUAGCGGAGGGCAAUCUGUCGAAUGUCAUUAGAGUUCACCCGUCUGUCCUGUCCUGUUUUGAUGAGGAAGGAGAGCGCUACAAGUCUCCGUUUCUAGCGUCCCUUGCUACCGGAAGCGGGAAAGCUCUCCAAGCACUUCUGCAGGCCUAUACGGCGAACAUGCACCCGGAAAGUCGACUGCGUGAGCUGUGCGACAAGUAUUGCCAGGACGGAUGCAGAAACCCUAAACUGGCACGCGAUGUAGACUUCUCAAACCACAGCGCCGUCCUUGCACGUAUAGCAGAGCUUGACGAGGUAAUAUUCGCUUUUCUCCUUGAAACAGGGAAAUUUAUGCUGGACUCCAAGGACAAGUAUGGGCGGACAGUGCUGUCAUGGUUGGCAGUAAAGGGAAAUGAGGCAACAGUCAAGCUGCUACUGGCAACAGGCCAAGUUGAUCCAGAUUCCAAUGACUACUAUUUGUGGACACCGCUGUCAUGGGCAGCAGAGAAUGGAAAUAAGGCAAUAGUCAAGCUACUACUGGCAACGGACCGAGUUGAUCCAGACUCCAAGGGCAUCAUGGGKGAGACACCGCUGUCACGGGCAGCAACAAAAGGAAAUGAGGCUAUAGUCAAGCUGCUACUAGCAACAGGCCAAGUUGAUCCAGACUCCAAGGACAAGAAGGGGCGGACACCGCUGUCACGGGCAGCAACAAAAGGAAAUGAGGCAACAGUCAAUCUACUACUAGCAACAGGCCAAGUUGAUCCAGACUCCAAGGACAAUUAUGGGCGGACACCGCUGUCAUUGGCAGCACCGUAUGGAAAUGAGGUAAUAGUCAAGCUGCUACUGGCAACAGGCCAAGUUGAUCCAGAUUCCAAGGACAAUUAUGGGCGGACACCGCUGUCAUUGGCAGUACGGUAUGGAAAUGAGGUAAUGGUCAAGCUGCUACUGGCAACAGGCCAAGUUGAUCCAGACUCUAAGGACGAAGAUGGGAAAACACCGCUGUCAUGGGCAGCAGCAACUAGAAAAGACGCAAUAGGCAAGCUGCUACUAGCAAACAGGUCGAGUCGAUCCAAACCAGAUAUGAGGCCUAGACUGGCUGCUUGA
Molecule: messenger RNA, 3852 nt
Organism: Aspergillus pseudoviridinutans
Lineage: Eukaryota; Fungi; Ascomycota; Eurotiomycetes; Eurotiales; Aspergillaceae
Product: Pfs, NB-ARC and Ankyrin domain protein
Exons: 1
Coding region: 1-3852 (1283 amino acids)
Biological process (GO): nucleoside metabolic process
Molecular function (GO): protein binding; catalytic activity
Source: RefSeq, a predicted model, not a curated record